Molecule: messenger RNA, 282 nt
Organism: Pieris macdunnoughi
Lineage: Eukaryota; Metazoa; Arthropoda; Insecta; Lepidoptera; Pieridae
Source: the annotation of a GenBank genome assembly
AUGUUGAAAGAGACCACCCGCUAUGAUAGCCGUAACACUUCACAAGAAGAGAGGCGUCCGUUAGCGGCAAGUCGUUUACCAGCUAUCGAAGAGCUCACACUUGGCUUAAAGCAAAAACUUCACCUGCAGGCUCGGACAAGAGCUGCACCUUAUUAUAUUAGAAAGCAAGAACCAGUUGAUCUCGUGGAAAGGUUACUAGAGCAACGUGCCCUUGUCGCCGAGGCUGUGCGAAGAUUACAGGAAAAGAAACAACCGUGUCAUGAAAUAUCAGUAGACUCAUAA